Messenger RNA from Lathyrus oleraceus (garden pea), 2127 nucleotides. RefSeq lists its product as uncharacterized. Lineage: Eukaryota; Viridiplantae; Streptophyta; Magnoliopsida; Fabales; Fabaceae. The record is from RefSeq and is a predicted model, not a curated record. The transcript is spliced from 6 exons. The coding region runs from base 1 to 2127 and encodes 708 amino acids.
AUGCGUAUUUCUGGGUCAACAUUAAUACCAUUGGAUCCAGAAAUUGAAAGAACCGCAUAUGCUCUCAGAAAAGCAGCUCUGGAUGACAGAAUAUCAAUAGAAGAGCAACUAUCAAGUUCUUUUGACUCUAAAGAGGAAGUCACCAUAGCAGUUGCACCGCCCCUAACUAUGGGGGAUUAUUGUAAAAGAACCGAUGAAGACAGGUUUAAGAGAAAAUCAUUCGACGGGAAGACAAUUAGAGACUCGUGGGCGCAUCUUGCACCCUUCUAUGAAACAACUUCAAUGUGCAAACUGACUUAUGUCAUUGAAGACCAUGUUACAUUGAUGUUGUUUGGGUUCUCACUGAUUGGAAGAGCGAAAGUUUGGUUACUGUGCCUUCCUAAUCAAACAAAUCAGACUUGGAAGGAAUUGGAGGAUAAAUUCCUAGAAAAAUUCUUCACUACUACUCAGUUUACCGAUCGCCGAGCAGAAAUUAUGAAUUUUGAGCAGCAGGAAGUUGAGUCACUUUAUGACUCUUGGGAAAGAUUUAAACUUUUGUUACGCAGAUCACCAAAUCACAACAUGAAUUAUAUGGAGCAGAUGCAAAAUUUCAUUAAAUAUCUCAAGAAUCAAACUCACCUGUUAUUAGAUGAUUCUGCAGGAGGUACCAUCCGCCAAAUGACUGAACCACACGUGAAAGACCUAAUUGAAAAGAUGUGUAUGAAUGAGUACCAUUCAAAAAGCAAAAGUUCGGUCAAGAUUGAAACUGUGGGAAUGCCUAAAGGUAUGUUAGUUGUUGAUACACAUACUGCUCUUUUAGCUCAGAUUGAAUUGUUAAAUAAAAAGCUAGCUGAAAGCAGCUUAGGUAAAGCUAACGUGAGCCAGGUACAAACACUUAGGUGUGAAUUUUAUGGAGAAGAACAUGUGAAUAGAAUGUGCUCAUUGGAAUGGUCAAGUGAAGAAGUCCAAUUUGCUAAUUUUCAGAAGAAUAGCCCGUAUUCCUACACAUACAAUCUGGGUUGGAAAGUUUACCUAAAUUUUCGUUGGAGCAAUAAUCAAAAUGCAAGUGUUAACCAAGGUAUACAACAAAGCCAACAAGCUUCAUUUCAAAGGAAACCGUCACAGUUGGAAGAGACCUUACAAAAUUUCAUUAAAAUCACUCAAAGUAGCUUUGAUCAAGUAAAUAAGAACCAUGAAAUUAUGAGUAGAAACCAUGAUGAGUCAAUCAAGAAUUUGGAAACACAUAUUGCUCAGUUAUCCAGACAAAUAGUUGUUUUGCCAAGCUCAAGUGAGGGAUUUAUAGGUAACACUAUGGACAAUCCUAAGAAUGAAACAUGCAAGGAUGUGGAAACAGAUUUUGGUGUAAUUACUGAAAAGGGUAAACCUGAAAUAGAUAUAAAACCACCAUAUCCGAUAAUAAAAAAGAAACUGGUUCAAGAUAAUGAGGUAGAGAUGUUUGAGAAGUCCCAGGAAAUACUAGCUACUCUCCAGGUAGGUAUUUCGUUCCAUGAAAUUUUAGAACUAAUGCCUAAGUUUGAUAAAUUUAUGAAAGAAUUACUAAAGGGGACGAAAGAGAAAGUGGUGAAGGAACAUGUAAACAUGACCGAAAAGGAUGAUAUGGUUGUACCUCAAUCCUUGCCAUCAAAGUUAAAACACCCAGGUAAGCUUUCUAUUUCUUGUAAUAUCGGUGGAAUGAAGAUUCCACAUGCUAUAUGUGAUCUUGGAUCUAGCAUAAAUAUCAUGUCACUGAAAACGGUAAAAGAAUUGAAAGUGGACAUAAUGGAUGAUAAACAUGAUAGAUUGAGGCAUGGCAGAGCCUCUCAGCAUGCAUCUGUUCGGAGGGAAAAAAGUCAGCAGGUUCCGGAUGCUCCUGGUCCAUCUGGUCAGACAAAGCUGCGUCAGGUUUCACCAGUGCCACCUCCUACUGUAGAUGUUGCUGAUCCACUUCCACCUCAUACUGCUGCACAUGAUGAUCCAGUGCCACCUCCGGAGGGUGAGGCUAUUGCGGAUGCCGAGCCAGAGGCUUUUGGAGGUGGUCCAGUUGAUUUUUCCUUACUGUCUUUGUAUCCAGACCAUAUUGCCAGACAUAUCUGGGACAUAGAGAAGUUUCUUAACCACGGGAGAAAGAUUGUUGCCUCAGCUGAAUGA